AACAUUCGUGCAGAUAAAAGACGGUGAAAAUUUUGGCACACUUUCGCAGCUUAGGAAUGUCGUGUCGGUCAGAGUCUUCCGUCAUCGCGAAUGGCAGUGUGGAAUGUGUUAAUUGAAACGUUUUAUUUGUUAUUUUGCAAUGAAUGAACUUAAAUUCUGCUUUUAAAAUAAAGACCAAAUACUUAGAAAGAAUAGGGAAGAUAUGGAAAUACAGUUUCACGAUAAUUCGACGCUGCUCUACUUCGGGGAGCAAUGCACCGAGUACAGCGACGAGAUUAUCUGGAUCUUGCAAGAAACAGAGUUAAAUCGACUUACGAUGCGUUACACAUCACCACAACUGCGGUACCGCGAUGUGAUGGUCAAUUUUAUUCGGAGUAUCGGAGAAUGCGAGCUACUUCGAAGAUCUACUGUUCAUUUGGCCAUCUAUCUCUUAGAUGCCUUCAUGGACAACCACAGUAUUAAUGAUAAUCGUUUAAAUCUCGUCGCCUUGUCCUGUUUGCUGCUGGCAGCCAAAAUGGAAGAAAACGAGCCAAACGUUCCAACGCUAGCCAGUAUGAAUGAAUUGGUCAGGAACCAGUAUCCUUAUUCAGAUUUCAUCCUACUCGAGGUGCUCCUACUAAAGUUUUUCAACUGGCACCUGAUAAUUCCUACGGCAGCCACCUUUGCGGAAUUUUGGCUGUUGAACGUUGUAGGAAAAUCGGAUUUUUCUAUGUCAAUUAGCGACGAAACGUUUUUCGAACGGCGCGCUCGAGCAAUUGAACUCGUUCUGGAGUAUCUCGACCUAACGCUUACGGAUAUCAAAAUGACUAACAUCCGGCCAUCGCUGUUGGCCUCCGCCUGUCUGGCUGCUGCACGUUCGUCACUACCAGUACAGAUGGUAUGGACCGAAACCAUGGAAGAAUUAACCGGUUACUCAUACCAUGAAAUAGCAACCCUGACUCGGGAGCUGAUGAACUGGAGAGCAUGUUUGAUUGCGAAGGAAACUGCAUGUCGUAAGCGAUCGGCUUGUGAUUCUGGUUAUCUGACAGAGUUCCCUGCCGACGCCGACGAAAGCGACGACUUCGAGUUCGACACGGAGGAAAGUGACGACGAUAUUGCUUUCGUUCUUAGCUGUAAGCGACCUAAGUAGGCCAAACAUCGUAUGGAUGAAAUUUGUUUGCGUGAGAUGGUUAUAAAAACAUUAAAGUAGAAAAAGAAUCGGUUGUGUAAUGUUUUCUCCAAACCCAGUUUCCGAAGGUAAUACUCUCCAGAAUGCACUACAUCCUCGAAAGUG
Messenger RNA from Wyeomyia smithii (pitcher-plant mosquito), 1273 nucleotides. RefSeq names its product cyclin-J (gene CycJ). The coding region runs from base 203 to 1129 and encodes 308 amino acids. The transcript has 3 exons. The record is from RefSeq and is a predicted model, not a curated record. Gene Ontology annotation, molecular function: cyclin-dependent protein serine/threonine kinase regulator activity. NCBI's taxonomy places the organism in Eukaryota, Metazoa, Arthropoda, Insecta, Diptera, Culicidae. Gene Ontology annotation, biological process: mitotic cell cycle phase transition; regulation of cyclin-dependent protein serine/threonine kinase activity. Gene Ontology annotation, cellular component: cytoplasm; nucleus; cyclin-dependent protein kinase holoenzyme complex.